Messenger RNA from Malania oleifera, 1510 nucleotides. RefSeq lists its product as uncharacterized. The coding region runs from base 77 to 1123 and encodes 348 amino acids. The transcript has 8 exons. The record is from RefSeq and is a predicted model, not a curated record. Lineage: Eukaryota; Viridiplantae; Streptophyta; Magnoliopsida; Santalales; Ximeniaceae.
GGGGCUGGUCGGGGGACCUCAGCAGUCCAAAACUCAGGACUUGUUCACACACGGCGACCUUAUUCUGGUUGGGGUUAUGGCUGAUCUCCUCUGUAGUUCUGUUCUUCUUACGAACAGUACUUCUACAGCACAAAUGUCCGUUAGGGCCCGAGCUGUCCUUGAGAAAGGUAACAAAAUGCGAGUUCCGUUCGAGUUGAAGCGGGGGCAGUCUCGUCUCUUCCACGAGCUACCCUCAGGAUUAAACAUGGAGGUCAUCUUCCAGAGGGGUGCGGGAGCUGCAUACGCAGAUGAGAAUAAUAAGUCUGCUCAGAUUAAACCGCCUCUUGUGUUUGUCCAUGGAAGCUUUCAUGCAGCUUGGUGCUGGGCUGAACAUUGGUUGCCCUUCUUUUCACGAUCUGGGUAUGACUGCUAUGCACUUAGCUUGUUGGGUCAGGGUGAAAGUGAUGCACCUGCAAGUCCAGUUGCUGGUUCUCUCCAGACACAUGCAAGUAAUGUUGCUGAUUUCAUCCAGAAAAAUCUCAAGUUGCCACCAGUGCUGCUUGGACAUUCAUUUGGUGGGCUCAUUGUUCAGUAUUACAUUCCAAAUAUAAGGAACCAACAAUUUCUAGAAACAGAAAAUUCAUACCCAAAACUUGCAGGAGCUGUGCUUGUUUGCUCUGUACCUCCUUCAGGCAAUAGUGGUUUAGUGUGGCGUUAUCUUUUUUCAAAGCCUAUUGCUGCAUUUAAGGUCACGCUCAGCUUGGCAGUAAAAGCUUUUCAAACAUCUCUGCCUUUAUGCAAGGAAACAUUUUUCUCUGCAUCAAUGGAGGAUCAUCUGGUCAUACGUUACCAACAGUUUAUGACAGAAAGCUCAAGGAUGCCAUUGUUUGAUCUACGGAAGCUCAAUGCAUCACUUCCUGUUCCUUCAGCGCCAAAAUCGUCUAUUGAAGUUCUAGUCCUGGGUGCAAAUGAUGAUUUCAUAGUGGAUGCUGAAGGACUGGGUGAAACAGGCAGGUUCUAUGCCGUGCAACCAGUCUGUAUUGAAGGGGUUGCCCAUGACAUGAUGUUGGAUUGCUCAUGGGAAAAGGGUGCAGAUGUAAUCUUAUCAUGGGUUCGUGGUCUAAACAAACAGGACCCAAUAUGAUCAUGGGAAAAAUAAAUUGCCCUGGCUCACUGCAUCCUCAAUGGAUUUGGUUUUGGCGUUCAUAAAUGUUGCAUUGAAAUGUAUGUACCAAUUUCUUCCCUAUUGUUGCAAAUUUUGUGUUUUGCAGGUUGAUGUACUUGGAAAGCGAUGAUGAACAAAAUCAAUGGUUUUUUGGCCUUGGAAGAGAGUUGAGAACAAAUCUUAAGACGAACUCACAGAUAAGUCUUAGUUUUGCUGCUGGAUCAAAACUACGGAAGUUUGUUAUUCCUCGUAUCAUUAGAUAGAUUGGGUUGUGUAAUCAUAUAAUAUGUUAGGCAACGAAUUAUAAUUUGAUGCUUUAGGUGAUUUUUAAUUAAUAGUUAUCUGUUUAAGUUAAACUUUUCAAAA